GCUCACAUAGGGAGCACACUCUGACAGAGAGACAGCAGGAGAGGAGGAGGAUGAGGGAAUAAUACAGAUACUGUGAACUUGCUUUAAACUCUGAACAACCACAGUUUUGCAUAUUAAACAUUGCCUUAAACACAGAGACGGUCCAGUGGUACUGUCAGAGAUAGCAGGGUCUGGAAAGAGACGAAGAAGGACGACAAGACCGGAGGACAGCAUCCUGCCAUAGGAGGUAAGAUUAACAGAAGGGCACAGGAGAUUACAGUAAGAAGGUAGGGGUCCAGGAAACGAGACAACUUACAAAAGACAAACACACCAGAGGAACGUCCACACAGAGAGAGAAGCAAGGACACAGAAGGAGAGGACAAACCUAAAGACAUAAACUCUUUAUGUUCCAAAGAGAAAGAAGACAAUUGGAUGAGAGAUCCUGACACACUCAAAGUCCAUCUUUAACGUCCUUCACCUGUGCAUGAGAGGAGCGAGGAAGUGACUAAAGAGAAGGGGGAAAAGAAAGAAGAGAGAAAGAGACACACAGAGAAGCAAAGAAAGAUUAGAUAAAGCAUAAGGGAAAGAACUCAAUCCUACAUAGAGGGAUUGGCAAAGGAGGGACACAGACUAACCCUGGAGUAUCUAACCAGUGCUCUGCUCAGCCCAGCGGGGAAGAUGUCCAAGUCCUCACCGCGUCUGGGUCGACCUGCAUCAGCGGGGUCCAAGAGCCCCAACUUAAGGAAAGAGCUGCAGGGUAACCGUUCAUGCAUGCUGCGCAUCGGAGAGAGGCUGAUGAGGGCAGGCAGUGAGGGAAACCUGAUCCAGAGACCCAUACCAGCUCAGAGCCAGAGCCAGGCUUCCUCACCUGGGUUAGGACAAGGACCAAAUGGGAAAACACACCCUGCAGCCCUGGUAGACAAAGCCACUGAGCGGACAGGGAACAACUCCAGCAAAGGUAAACUGGAAGACACAGGACACUCCCCAUCCAGAGGCUCCUCUUCUUCUUCUUCUUCUUCUUCUGCUGUGGACAGCAGCACUGAGCGUCUGUUGCAGAAGAAACAGCACACUAACAACAGCCUGCUCUGCAAUCUGGACUUUGCCUCCUAUGGUUCAGCUCCACGCUCUCCUAGCACCUUACCCCGAAGCUAUGCUACCAGCAGCAGGGACAGCGAGCUGGACAGCCUAAUAAUGCAGCACUCUGAGGUGGAGAGGAAGAAGGAGGUGUUCCUGGACCACCUGAGGCAGAAGUACCCUCACCAUGCUGCAAUUAUCAUGGGAAACCAAGAACGCAUGAGGGAACAGGUGAGGAGCCCCAGGCCCCCUGAAAGCCCCCCCUGUGCAGGUGUGCUUGGCUUGGCAGAGCAGCAGGACCCUCUGGCUGCAGACACCAUGCCUGAUGGAGAGGUGCUGCCCCCCACUGUCCCCUUUACAAGGGGCUGUAAAGCCCGAGCAAGUCUACCUGUAGGCCGCUCGAGUGGUCAGACAAGAGAGAGGUCACUUGGUCCUGGUGUGCUGUACCUGCAGUAUGGAGAGGAGACAAAGCAGGUCCGGAUGCCUGUAGAGAUCGGCAGUCAUGACACUCUGCGGGCUCUGUUUGUCACCGCCUUCCCCCAGCAGCUCACCAUGAAGAUGCUGCAGUCUCCCAACAUGGCCAUCUACAUCAAAGACACCAGCCGCAAUGUCUACUACGACCUGGAGGACAUCAGAAACAUCACAUCCCACUCCUGUCUGAAGGUUUAUCAUAAAGACCCAGCACAUGUUUUCAACCGCCACGCCAGACCUGCCACCACAGAGGGAAGGAUAUCCAAAGAGGUGUUGUAUGGUAGCCACAGUCCAGUCCACACCCUGUCAUCAUCCAGCCGCAGCACCCUGCACAGCCUGCAGGGUUCAAUGUCCCCACCCAUGGUCCGCUCCAUGCCCUCCUCUCCCUCCAGGAUGGCCUAUGGCGGGGGGAGCACACGAGGGGCAGCAGCUAUGGUGGAUCCUGGCAGCGCCACAUUACCACGGGAACGGUUGUCAGGGGCGGGGCGAACCAGCACCCUCUGUACCAGCAGCAGUGCCAUUCUGGAGAGGAGAGAUGUCAAGCCUGAUGAGGAUGUUGGCAGCAGUAAGAGCAUGGCCCUGGUGGUGCGUGGUGAAGGAAGAUCACAUUACCCAGACUCCUACUGCUCCUCCCUCCAGGAUGGAGGAGGAGGUCGCCUCAGCAUCACUGCCUCCCAGUGCAGCGCUCCCCCCUCCCUCACUGCUGACAUGGUGGAUGCUGGAGUCGCAGGGAUACCUGGGGGACUGCAGCAGUUCCGGGCCUCCAUUAAACCCCUGAUGGGAUAUGGGGAGAGCAUGGAGCACCAGACCCUCUCCCUCCACAGACAGAAAAGCAGAAAGUAUGGUGACAGCCAGCUUCCUCCAUUGGGAACCAAAACCCCGCCCUCCUCCCCUCACAGAGUGAAUGAAGUCAGGAUGAUUGACGGACAGAUCAUUGGAGGGGUGGGCCUGGUGUGUCCGGAGAGGAUGUCACCGAUUCGUCGGUCCGUGCGGCGGGACAGUAAUGGGGCCACGGUAGAGAUGGUAAACAGAAGCAGAGGAAGCGGCUCAUCAUCCUCUACCUCGUCUGUGUUUGUGGAAUGCCCUCUGGGACAACCUGAAAGACUGUUUCAGGAUCACAUGUCUCCCAGCAACAGCCAAAGUGAGAGAAUGAAAGCCAUGGAGGAGCAGAUAGCCAGUCUAGCAGGACUGGUGCACCAUGCUCUGUCUAUGGGAUCAGAUACUCCAGGAGUUAAGGACCCUGUCAGUGAGAAUGGCGGACGGAAACUCAAAAGCAGACCUGGUGUGCUGUCUGAGUCCCAGAACCUGACUGCUUUGAUUGACAGCUCCAGCCCCGCCCUACUGGCUCUUGAGGCCAUGCCCUCUGACGGUGGGCUGCAGCAGAGCUUGGUUUUAGCUAAGAGAAAUGUGUCUGAGCUGCGACUGCAACUCAACCAACUCCGACAGUUACAGCUGUCAAGCCAGGAGGCCGUGGGUUCAAUGCUGCGGAUGGCAGGUCAGGAGCUGGUGGUGUUAAUGUGCGAUCGGUUGGCUCAGUCUGAGGAGGCAGCAUACAGAUGGAGAGCUGAGAUGGAGGAGGAGAGGAUCCACUACCUGGCUACAGAGGAGAGAAUCCUCACACAGCUCAGUGAACUGGAGGACUAUGUGGACCAUUUGCAAAGAAGCUCCGCCUCCAGUCCCAGCCAGCUGUCAGUCACUCUGAGAGAAGUGGAGGAGGGAGCAGUCAACCUGCGGAGGGUCGGAGAAGCUCUGGCCAUCCUCAAAGGUGAGUUUCCAGAGCUGCAGGUGAAGAUGCGUUCAGUACUGAAGCUGGAGGUGGAGGCGGUUCGUUUCUUGAAGGAGGAGCCUCAUAAGAUGGACUCCAUGUUGAAGAGGGUCAAAGCCCUGACUGAAGCCCUUAGCUCCCUCCGCAGGUGUGUGUCAGAUUCAGCCCCCCCAGCCAGAUCAGCACAAGUGGAGCCUCCAAAGGUCCUGGAGACAGACCAGGACCCUCUGAAGACCCAGAGCCCUCAGAGCUCCCCCAAACCUCAGCUUCGAUCCUCGGUCAGACCCCCUCAGCCCACUCCCUCCUCCUCCUCUGGGAGUCAGUUUGAGGCGGGCCAGGUGGGCUCAGUCUCCCCCAUCAUGGCCCGCAGAAUGAAGACCACAGCAGCCAGCGUGAUCCAGCCCCCCCACCACCACCCCAGCCCCCCACUAACCCCCACUCAUGGACGAGACUCACCAACUGUGGCCAAGGUGAGUCCUCGCAGCAGAGAGGGCAGCCCUGCCCUGCAGAAGAGACCCAGUCCUCUGCAGUCUGACGGAGUCUGCAUUUCAACAGAAAGCAGCCAGUCUGCACCAGCAUCAACACAGGAGAGUCUCACUGACAAGACCACCAUAACACACACACAUCCUGAGACCACAGAGAGAGAAGCUCCAGAGGGCAGUCUGACUCUAGAAACCAGCAGUAUGACCCAGCCCGGCACCAGCCAAGCCCACCAGCCCACCAGCUCUGACGCCAGUCAGCCUUCACCCCCAAACACCAGCACCACCAGCACAGACGUUGACCAGGUCCUUCAGGAGGCCCAGGCCAGCCUGAUGAAGUCCAUCCCUGAUUUGGAUGUGUCAGAUACCAGAGAGGGUCCCUCUGAUUCGACCUCAGGGCAGACAAACCCCUCUGCAGCAAAGUCGGAGCAGGAGACACCUCUGGACCUCACACUGCAAGCUCCACUGGAGCAGCAGGCUGCCUUGUCUGACACCCAGGAACACAAAGCCCCCAAGCUGAGAGAUGAAGUAGACUCCACCCUACCGAAACCUCCAGACACAGCUGCAGCAGCCACCUCUGAGCUUCCUGCAGCAGCUGUAGAGCCUCCUUCACCAGCUGCUCCCUCUACUGCUCCCUCAGCUUCUUCAUCAGCUUCUCCAUCAGCUUCUCCCAGCACAGAGCGGAGCAGUCGGCCUCAGGUGGAGAAACCCCGCCGCUCCAGUGUGGACAAGGAGAUAAAGCAGAGUCCAGACAGGGCUGGCAAGUCCUCCCCUCCUCCUCCUCCUCCUCCACGGAGGUUCCAUGCUGUCAGUUCAGGUCUUACCACAGGAAGGUCAGGAGAGGUGAUCUUCACCACCAGGAAAGAGCCUGUAGGAGCACAGGAUGCGGGUGCAAAUGAGCCGCCUGUGGUUCCUCAGCCCAAACCCCCCAGACAGCCACCAGAGGUCAAACCCAAACCCCAGAUAUGUCCUCCUGCAACUCUGGCUGCUUCCACCUCUGCCCCUGCCACAGCUUCAGCACAGAGGGAAGAGGAAGAUGAAGAGGAGGAAGAAGAAGAGGACAAUAAAUUUAUGAAAGAACUGCAGGUGUUUCAGAAAUGCACAAUGAAGGAAGUAAGGAGCAGAGGUGUACUUGAACUCUCAGUCUCUGAGCUUCAGAGCAGAGAAAUUGAUCCUGAGAUUCAGCUCUGGACAGACAAUCCAUUGUUUAAGUCAGACAUCAGCAGCAGCAGGGCUCCACCACAGAGUCCAGAGGUGACUGCAGAUCCAUCAAAUGGUAACAAUUUGCUAGGUGAAAAUAAGCGAUUGAACAGACAAAAAAAUGCACGUCCAGCAUGUGGAGGCAUCUGGCAAGUGGCCAGUCAGAGUCCUCCUGUGUUUUUAACAUCUGACAAGUCAGCUCCUCAGCCAAGAACUACUGAUGGCUGCUCUGAUAAACGUAUGACAGCCAUUGGAGUGGAAGAAGGCGGUGACGCUGGGGAAAUCAAUGUGGCUCCUGAUCAGAAGGAAGAAGUAGAGGAGAAGGUGGUUAAACAAGGGUCUAUGUUAAACUAUGUACCACUAGAAAAGAUGGCGGUACCCCCACCUGCAUCCUCACAAGAUGUUCACACUGAUGAUAGUAUGAGUCAUGUCCAGAUGCAUGAGGAGACGCCUACACUAACCCCAAAGCAAGCAGAGAAGAUGAAGUUAGUUACAAAAACAACCACAUAUAAAGGAAAUGACAAUACCCUUAACACUAUGUGUUCUGAUCAGAAAAACAUAGAACAAGAACAAGUGUAUUCCCCAACCACAGCAGAGAAGAAGGUCAAGUUUACAACAAUUGUCACUCUUCAAAAAGAAGACUCUGAAACAACUGACAUUGCAAGUCCUGACCAGACAAAAGAAAAGGUUGUCAAACGGGUACUGGCUGAGAGGAAGUCAAAUUUGAGAGUAGUUGUAACUUUACAAAAAGAAAACACCCCUGAGAAUUGCCCAAUAGAAUCAUCACCAGAGUCCCAGCUGGAUAAGUCCAUGAGCUCAGAUCAGGGGUGUGCUUCUUCUCCUGUCCUAAAACCUAAGCCCUUUUCACCUAACUUGCCUUACAGCCACAGCAGCAAACAGCAGAUCCAGGAGGCAACAGUGCAGUUAUCCAGAGGCCGAGCAGAAUACACAGAAGAAGGAGGUAGCCUGAGCCCUGAUCUUUGGGAUGAUGAGGGACCUCCCCCUCCACCACCACCGAAAUUUGCCCUUCACAUCUCAAAGACCAGAGUCAGGACACAAUCCAAAGAGGAAGACCUAGCCAAAAUGAGGGACUCUGACAUACAGACAGUAGAUGGGGAUGAUACUGGUGAGUCCACUUAUCUGGCACAUGAGAACCAAGGUUUCAAGGACAAUGAUGACUCCAACAAGAAGCCUAUCAUUGUUAUCUUGAAUGACCCUGUGGACAUUCAGUCAGCCUAUAAGCGUCUGUCUACCAUCUUUGAAUAUGAGGAGGAUCUUGAUGGAAUUCUUUCUCUAGAGAGUAUUGUGGAUGAAGAGGAGACAAAGCAGGGAGAAGAGGAACAGGACAGGAGAAAAAUUUGCAUCAUUGAAACAAAUUCAGGCUUCAGCCUGAAAGACAUUACAGGAAAUGGUCAAAAUUCUGUACAUAUGCAGCAUCGCAGACCUCCAGCAGACAAUGGCUCAAUUCCUGACAACCAAGACCAGGGUAAACCAGACUUGUUCAAAAAGACAGAGACCAAAGGGAAAUUCAAAUUUAAGUUCCCCAAAAAUAAACUGGCUGCAAUUAGCCAGGCCAUUCGAACAGGAAUGACCAAAACAGGAAAGAAGACUCUUGAGGUUGUUGUCUAUGAGGAAGAGGAGGAGAUUGCAUCAGACAGCAGGCCAGCAGAAUAUACCAAGAAGCAAACCAAGGAAUCCAAGAGAUUUGAGAUCAACAGUGCCAAACUAUUAGACUUGGAUAAAGGCAAUGCCUGUGACAGAGACAUCCAGGUAUCCUCUCCCAUUGAUAUCAGACACUCCAAGUCACAUAGCCGGGUAGAGGAGCUCUGCAAGAGCACAUUUGACGCAAUGGACAGUCUAGAAGAGUCCAUUAAACAGUUAGAAAUAAGCGUGGACAGUGCUGCUGCCCCUUCUUCCCCCUCCUUCACUGCAUGUUCAUCUCCUCUGUCCCCUGAUUCUUCCUUUGACUCCAAUGACAGAGCUCAGCUUAAAGGCAAGGUCAAACAAGAAAGGGAGAGAAGUCUGUCCAAGAGGCCAGCCCCUCAGAUCCCCAAGGGCCCAAAUCCACCACAGAACAUCCAGCAGCAGCUCCAGCUCCUCUGCUCAGCGAUCCCACACCAAGUCUCGCCACUCAUCCUCCUCUGGCUCUCCAGAGAAGACAACCAAGGGCCAGCAGCAGGCCACCCAGAAGCAGCCCAGCCAGCCACGUCUCGUCGCCAUCCCACGCUAGUGUCAGCCCCGCCACCCACGGGCCUCGCAGCAGCAAACGCCAGCAUCGCCUGGCCCUCACCUCCACCUCCACCUCCACCUCCACCUCCCAACAUAUCUACUACUCUUCAUCCUCCUGCUCUUCAUCCUCACCCUCCUCCUCAUCUCUGUCCCCCACCUCCUCCUCCUCCUCCCCUCCCUCCCCAUCCUCCUCCUCCCUCCUCCCCACCAUGGUGAGUCAUGGGGCGAGGAGUGUCCGAGCAUCAGCGUCCAACCCCGGUUCUCCGGGCCGCAGCAAGAAACGCACUGGAAGCCAAGCUGGCCGCGUCCUGCACACAGCGGCAGCAGCCUCAAAGGACACAGCGUGAUGGUUUGAUUUCUUGAUCUACAGUUUAAAAAAUAUGUCAGUGUGAUGGCAAAAUUGCACUGUAUUCCCACAGCAAUAUUGUGUGAUGUUUACCUUUGACAUUCUUGGAUGAGUUGUGGAUAUAGAUAAGUUUUGUAAUUGCAGCACCUCUUCUCUCCAUGGGAUCAGUUAUAUGAUGGUUUUCAACCAUCUGCUGAGGAAAUAUUGUGGAUACCAUGUUUUUAGUAGAAAGUACUCAAAAAACGGCUAUUAGCUUAUCACCGCUAUAUUGUACCAGCAUGUACAUCGGCCAAUAGGUAGAAAUAAACUGCAGUACAAUAAUGCUACAGAUAUGUUUGAGAACAUUUAGAAACAACAUCUCCAUUACAUAGUUUGUCCAUCAGAGAGUACGGGUGUAACGGUACCAUAAAUACACUGUUUACCUUAGUUUUGGGGUCAUGGUUUGGUUCAGAAACCUAAAAUUAUAUGUGUCAGUAAUCCAUCGUUAUUACAUAAAAUCCCACUAAUAUUCCAUUAAGACAGGUGCAGCAUAAUUAUAAUGAACUGAAAGCAAUCAUAGAAUCAGCAGCGCAGUUUACACUUUUUACACUCAACAGUUUUAGCAGUUUAUGCUCAGACUCAGGACUCAUUGUGUCCUAGUGGUCCAUCUAUCAUAAGGAGAGAAGUUGCCAGGCAAUGGAUAAUUCCUGGACAACUAUAGCUUGUACUUGUUCAUACAGGGCAGUGAAUAAUUCCUGCACACAUGAAGGGGGCACAACCCUUGUGUUGUUUGAUUGUUUGAGUUUCGGGAGACACACCCAACUCUGUUUCAACAGAGGCUAAACCGAGUAGUGUGGUUUACUUAACAAACAACUUUCCUACUGCCAAAGUCCGUCUGGUAGGAACUAAAAAGGUGUUGACAUAAUUAGAGUGAAUGAGGUUAAUUCAACAGAAGAAACCUGUGUACCGAACUUUCUGUAUCGAACAGUUUCAGGCAAAUACAUGUACCAUUACACCUGUACCAGUGCACACCGACAUGUUGACUGUAAAAUACACUCACCCAGCACUUUAUUAGGAACACCUGAGCAACGUAACGCAGUCCAAUACAACAGCUCUGCCAGAAAUU
Thunnus maccoyii (southern bluefin tuna) is the source of this 8648-nucleotide messenger RNA. Its product is annotated as sickle tail protein homolog. Lineage: Eukaryota; Metazoa; Chordata; Actinopteri; Scombriformes; Scombridae. The transcript is spliced from 26 exons. Gene Ontology annotation, cellular component: cytoplasm. Bases 658 to 7413 code for a protein of 2251 amino acids. The record is from RefSeq and is a predicted model, not a curated record.